GCUCCCUACUUGGCUCACCAAAGCCUUCAAGAGUCUUCCAUCCUUUCUCCUGCACACAAUAUUUUGGGGAAGCAGAAACAAAACUCUUCCCAAUGAAGAGAACUCACCUGCUUGUUGUGGGGGUCUAUCUACUGUCCUCCUGCAGGGCAGAAGAGGGGCUUAACUUCCCCACCUAUGAUGGCAAGGACCGGGUGGUGAGCCUUUCUGAGAAGAACUUCAAGCAGAUUUUGAAGAAAUACGACCUGCUCUGCCUCUACUACCACGAGCCAGUGUCUUCAGAUAAGGUGGCGCAGAAACAGUUCCAACUGAAGGAGAUUGUGCUGGAGCUUGUGGCCCAGGUCCUGGAACAUAAGGAUAUAGGCUUUGUGAUGGUGGAUGCCAAGAAAGAAGCCAAGCUUGCCAAGAAACUGGGUUUCAAUGAAGAAGGAAGCCUGUACAUUCUCAAGGGGGAUCGCACAAUUGAGUUUGAUGGCGAGUUUGCAGCUGAUGUCUUGGUGGAGUUUCUUUUGGAUGUGAUUGAAGACCCAGUGGAGAUCAUCAAUACCAAGCUGGAAGUCCAGGCCUUCGAACGCCUUGAGGACCAGAUCAAACUCCUUGGCUUUUUCAAGAGUGAAGACUCGGAAUAUUACAAGGCUUUUGAAGAGGCAGCUGAACACUUUCAGCCUUAUAUCAAGUUUUUUGCCACCUUUGACAAAGGGGUUGCAAAGAAAUUGUCCUUGAAGAUGAAUGAGGUCGAUUUCUACGAGCCAUUUAUGGACGAGCCCGUUACCAUCCCCAACAAACCUCACACAGAAGAUGAGCUUGUGGAGUUUGUGAAGGAACACCAAAGACCUACUCUACGUCGCCUGCGCCCAGAAGAUAUGUUUGAAACAUGGUCUAGAGGAGAGGAUGACUUGAAUGGGAUCCAUAUCGUGGCCUUUGCAGAGAGGAGUGACCCAGAUGGCUAUGAGUUCCUGGAGAUCCUGAAACAGGUGGCCCGGGACAACACUGACAACCCUGACCUGAGCAUCGUGUGGAUCGACCCAGAUGACUUUCCUCUGCUUGUUGCUUACUGGGAGAAGACUUUCAAGAUUGAUCUAUUCAAGCCACAGAUUGGGGUUGUGAAUGUGACAGACGCGGACAGUGUCUGGAUGGAGAUUCCAGACGAUGAUGACCUGCCCACAGCGGAGGAGCUGGAAGACUGGAUUGAGGAUGUGCUUUCUGGAAAGAUCAACACUGAAGAUGAUGACAAUGAAGACGAAGAUGAUGACGAUGAUAACAACAAUGAUGAGGAUGAUGAUGAGGAUGACGAUGAUGAUUCUGAUGAAGAGGAGAAUGAUGACAGUGAUGAUGAUGAUGAAUAG
Marmota flaviventris (yellow-bellied marmot) is the source of this 1343-nucleotide messenger RNA. The record is from RefSeq and is a predicted model, not a curated record. Lineage: Eukaryota; Metazoa; Chordata; Mammalia; Rodentia; Sciuridae.